AUGUGUAAAGGACGGAGGGUCCGGAGGGGGCGGGGCCAACCGGGCUGUAAGAGUUCUACUACCGGUGCGAAGAUGGUUUCAUCUUCAUCAGUUCAUCAUAUUCAUCAGUUCAUCAUAUUCAUCACUUCAUCACUUCAUCAAUUCAUCAGUUCAUCAUAUUCAUCACUUCAUCACUUCAUCAUAUUCAUCACUUCAUCAGUUCAUCAUAUUCAUCACUUCAUCAGUUCAUCAUAUUCAUCAUAUUCAUCACUUCAUCACUUCAUCAAUUCAUCAGUUCAUCAGUUCAUCAUAUUCAUCACUUCAUCAGUUCAUCAUAUUCAUCAUAUUCAUCACUUCAUCAGUUCAUCAUAUUCAUCAUAUUCAUCACUUCAUCAUAUUCAUCACUUCAUCACUUCAUCAUAUUCAUCAGUUCAUCAGUUCAUCAUAUUCAUCACUUCAUCAUAUUCAUCACUUCAUCACUUCAUCACUUCAUCCAUUCAUCAGUUCAUCAUAUUCAUCAGUUCAUCAUAUUCAUCAUAUUCAUCAGUUCAUCAGUUCAUCAUAUUCAUCACUUCAUCAGUUCAUCAAUUCAUCAUAUUCAUCACUUCAUCAGUUCAUCAUAUUCAUCACUUCAUCACUUCAUCAUAUUCAUCAGUUCAUCCGUUCAUCACUUCAUCAGUUCAUCACUUCAUCAGUUCAUCAAUUCAUCAGUUCAUCAGUUUAUCAUAUUCAUCAGUUCAUCAUAUUCAUCAUAUUCAUCAUAUUCAUCACUUCAUCAAUUCAUCACUUCAUCAUAUUCAUCACUUCAUCACUUCAUCAGUUCAUCAUAUUCAUCAGUUCAUCAAUUCAUCACUUCAUCACUUCAUCAGCUCGUUUUUAUUUAUUUAUUUAAAGUUUAUUUUUAUUGGGACAUUUUUAGAUUAUUAUCCUAUAAAAAUACACAAAACUCAACAAAAAAAUGAUUUUAAAAAAAAACACAAAAUAGGAACACUGAUGCAUUAAAAUGUAAAAAUAGACAUUAGACUUUAUUUGUCAUUUGGAUUUGCAUCGAAAUGAAAUUAUGUUGUAAUGGCACAAAGCACAACAGGAACAGAGGAGAGGCAGGAUGCACAGUCAAACAAAAAUAGACACUUUUGUAUAAAAACCCCAUAGAUAAUAUAUAUUGCACAAUUUUAGUUGCCUAUGUAAAAUAACUUUUGUAUAUAAUACAAAUAAUAAAAAUAUGAUAAAUAUAUCUUUUGUAUAAAAGACAGAUAAAAAUAAUGCAAUAUAAAGAUAAUAAUAAAGAUAAAUAUAAGAUAGCUAAGUCCGUUCAUCAGUUAAACAGCUCAUUUUUAUUUAUUUAUUUAAUGUUUAUUUUUAUUGGGACAUUUUUAGAUUAUUAUCCUAUAAAAAUACACAAAACUCAACAAAAAAAAUUAUUUAAAAAAACACAAAAUACGAAUACUGAUGCAUUAAAAUUUAAUAAUAAAUAAAAACUGUUUUAAUUUGAGUUUAUCAGAAUAUAAAGUAGGUUUUUGACAUACAAAGGAUUUGCCGCGGUAAGUUGGUGCAUAAGACUUAAUCAGCCAAUGUGGAGUAAAAUACCCAACAAUAAUAUAAGAUAAAAACAAUAAUAAUAAAAUAUACAACCAGACAAAUUUAUAAAAUGUAUAAAAUAUUAUUUUUUUUCACUGUAAAAACAUUACCAAUUAUAUAUUUUUAAAAAGGCUAUAACUGGUUUAAGUUUAGUUAAUAUGUUGAGAAAUCUCCCUUUAGUUCCCCUGAACCUCCCUACGAAUAAGAAACCUCAGCCUCUUUACAAUAAACUAGCAUUAUCUAACAAACAUUCACCAUAUAUCAUUAAUAUAUAGAAUAUAGAACUGUGGUUGCAAGAUGGAAAAUGUAAUUUAACAUUAAUAUCUAUAUUUUAUUGCUGAACUAAAUAUUUAAAUUUCCCCACAACUCCCAAAACAAAAUGAAUCAAUUUUAACAUUUUAAAUGGAGUGUAUCAAUCCAUUGAACUGUUACAACAUUGAUUUGAGGCCAUAUUGUGAUUUAAAUCCAUUAAUUUCAUGAAAAUGAAAAACAUUUUUUCAACUGGAUAUCUUAUAAGUACAUUGUGAAUGGACAAUAAAAAUAAAAAGACUUCUGGUUAUUGUGAAACUGAAUAAUCCACAAAUCCAAGAACAUGAAAGCAAAAUGUAGGUUUAAUGUGUUUCACAAUGAGUUUCUUAAACCAGAGCCCUUA
This is a messenger RNA of Dicentrarchus labrax (European seabass), 2209 nucleotides long. RefSeq names its product histidine-rich glycoprotein-like. The transcript is spliced from 3 exons. Bases 1 to 981 code for a protein of 326 amino acids. NCBI's taxonomy places the organism in Eukaryota, Metazoa, Chordata, Actinopteri, Moronidae. The record is from RefSeq and is a predicted model, not a curated record.